This is a messenger RNA of Symbiodinium natans, 2364 nucleotides long. The record is from the annotation of a GenBank genome assembly. NCBI's taxonomy places the organism in Eukaryota, Dinophyceae, Suessiales, Symbiodiniaceae.
AUGCAGGCUUCAGCACCGUGGACAGCUCGUGCAGUUGCAGAACCUGUUUGCCGGAUCUGCGGAGCACGAGCUGGCGCCGGCAGUGACGUCCAUCGAGGUGCCUCCUAUGUUUGGUCCAACUCCAUUGCGUCCGCACGGCUCGCAGUUGGAACUUGCCCACUUUGCCGCGGACGGGCGCCUUCGGUGCCGGCACGGCCGGUCACGCCAAGAGCACCGGUGAUGUUACGCAUGAGCAGUGCGAACACCCUUCAGCCGGUGAACGUGGUGAAUCAAGGAGCCUAUGGAUCCGUGAGAGCGCGCGCUUCCACGGGCAGCUUGAACACUUCAAGUGUGGCAAGUGUCUCAAACUGGGCAGUCGUACGGCCGGCAUCGGCCGUUCCCUGGCAAACGUGCGUGCCUGGCAUGAGUGCGCCUCAAGAACUGGCAGCGGCGCGGGGUCAUUGUCUGGGCAUGGAGAGCUCAGCAAAAUCCGAUUCGAGAUCUUCGCCACCGGUCAUCCAAGCAGCAGUGAUGGGCAAGAUAAGUCCUGCCACGGGUCCUGUGCAGGCAGGUCCUGUACAGGCAGGUGGCGGUGGAGCCAGCAGAUGCAAGGAGGCCGGCGCCCCUCAAAGCUCCUGGAGGUCAGAGGAGGAGGACUCCAAAACGCGAACCCAGUCUGCAGCUUCCACGGCAGAGUUGCCGAGCAGAGAGCUGAAGGGCUCUGCGAUGGAGAGUGCUGUCCUUUUGAGUGAGUUUGGCAAGACACUGGAGCAGGCGAGCCUGCUCUUACGCCAGGGCAAGGUGGACUCUGAUGCUCCCGCCAAUCCAGGGCAGGACAGCCCUGCUUCUCGCAGUGCUUCCACAGCUUCCGCCGCCGGGCCUCUUCCUCCGCCUCACAGCGCGGUGCCUCUCACCAGGCUGAUGGCUGCAGCUGUUCCUCAGCUUCCACCCGACUGGCCUACUCCAGUCUCUACACAUUCUCCACCCAGAGCUUCCGAAGCCCCAGCAAAAAGCUCUCUUCUUGCGCAGCAGUCGGCAAGAAGAAGCCCCAGCGACACUGCCAGGACUCUGGAUCCCCCGAAUGGGGAUUCAGGGCCUGCAGUUGAAACAAGCACAGCCACCCUGCUUGAUGGACAGGAGUCCACCACAGAUCCACCUGCAAUCAAAUUCCCAGAGCCCAGCUUGCCAGCAGCAGUUGGCAGCAUGUCCACACUAGUUGGCUCCACUGCUACCCCGCACAACCCAAUGCUUGCAUCAGCACCUACCCUGCCUUGCACCCCCAUGUCAGAUGCUACGCCCCCACUAGUGGCGGACCGCCACAGGGACCGCGCAGCACUUCAAACCAACUUCAACAAUUUCAAGGAAGUUAUGUGUCCUGAUGCGAGCUUUCGGAGCACUCCAUUUGGCUUACAGGGCUUGCAGGGCAAGAUGAUGAGCCUGCCCGGAGUGAGUUCAUCCAGAUCCCCGUCCAGGCCACGAUCGCCGCCCAAGCACGAGGAGCUCUACGAGGAUGCUGCGGCCCGUCGUGAACGACACCAGGACCGCCUGGGCGAGCAGAUGCGGCGUCAGCAGCAGAUCGAAGCGGAAGAGCAGAUGCGUUGGCAGCUGGAGCGCGAGCGCUGGCAGGCCAGCUACAAGGGCCCUCAGGACUUGCGAAGCCACUUAGAGAGGGAGCUGGAACUCCUGCAGAAGAGGCGCUCUCGGCAACAUGAGUUCCAAGUAGAGCAACUUGCUCGGGAAAAGCAGGAAAUGCAGGAAUGCACUUUCUGGCCAAACACGAGCAGGAGUAAGACCAGCUACGAAGCUGUUCGUGCCGGGUCACGGUCGCGGAACAGUGUCAGCAGCAUCAGCGGCGUGAAUGGGAGCAGCAGUUCAGUGUCUGUGCGGGCAGAGAGCCGUCGUGGCGUUGCCAGUCGGAGCAGCAGCCGUGGUCAAUCUCCUCGUGAUGAGCGUAUUGAGGAGCUGCUGGCCCUCCAUGAGAAGCAAGUCAUGGUGCUGAGUCGCCUGAGCCAGAUUUGUGCCGGCCAUGGUGGAGCCUCUCCCAGGUGCACCACAACCUCCAGUCUUUCAGGUCUGGAGGAAGUCAAGCUGUACAUCCAGCAGCUGAGACAGGUGCAUGAGCUGGAGCGCUUGGACAUGCAGGUGUUGGAGUUGCCCAAGAGACGCCAACAGACAUUGAUGGGAUUGGGGUACAAGUUCGGCCUGGCAAAGGACUUGCGAGCCAAGCUUCCCAGCCCUCACAUUGCAGGUGCGGUGACUUCCGAAGUGGCCGGACUGACCUCUGCAACAGGCGCUGCGAAGACUGACAUGGAGCCUCCCAGGCGGAGUCCAGAUAGCGAGAACAAGCUGGAAGAUGAACUGCUGAGUGCAAGCUCACCAACAUAA